Molecule: messenger RNA, 2441 nt
Organism: Hydractinia symbiolongicarpus
Lineage: Eukaryota; Metazoa; Cnidaria; Hydrozoa; Anthoathecata; Hydractiniidae
Product: solute carrier family 22 member 15-like
Exons: 8
Coding region: 89-1747 (552 amino acids)
Biological process (GO): transmembrane transport
Cellular component (GO): membrane
Molecular function (GO): transmembrane transporter activity
Source: RefSeq, a predicted model, not a curated record
AUUAUUUUUUCUUUCUUUUUAAGAACACUAAUGUUUAGGGUAAAAAACAGAACAGAACACGUUAGCUAGCACACAUUCUUCAGAAAGCAUGUUUGAUGCAACAUUCUCUUACGAUGAAAGCAGCUCUGAUGUUGAUCCCCAGUUAAAAAAGAAAAAGGGCGAUAACAAAGAGUUGGUUGAGCGUAUUGAUAUCGAUGAAUUUCUUAUAAAAGGAGGAGAGUGUGGUUGCUUUCAAAUUUUUGUACAAUCAGGUUUAUUCUUAGUACUCUUUCCGUUGGUGUUUCCUAUACUGUUGUUUUAUUACAUUGGUUACGACCCACCAUGGAGAUGUUUAUACAACAAUAACAAUAUUACUCAUAGUGUAGACUUUAAUAAAACUUGUAGCAAUUCAUCAGUGAUAUUUCCACAUGAUGAUGGCAGUAGGUGUGACUUGGAUAGAUCUGAGUGGACAUUUCAUUACCAUAAAACCACCUUGGUAACUGAGUUUGAUUUGGUUUGCAAUCGAAGUUCACUGAAUGCAUUGGCUGGUUCUAUUGUAUUUAUUGGAUGGGCUAUUGGUAUUGUUAUCAGUGGUUAUUUAUCCGAUAAUUACGGACGCAAAUGGACAAUGUUCAUAGGAUUUUUUGUCACAACGGUUUUACUAUUUGUUAGUGCGUUCGUCAAUCAAAUAUGGCAGCUUAUCGCUGUACGCUUUUUCAUUGGUUUAUUUUUCGCUGCGCCAGCAUUAAAUACUUAUGUCAUGGUGGUAGAAAUUGUUGGUCCUAAUCGUAGAGUUAUGGCAACGACGAUGUCUCAUUUUUGUUCAGUAGCAGCGGGAAUAGUAUUGACUAUAAAAGCUAAAUUUAUUAAUGAAUGGAAGACGUUGACCAUGGCAUGUUCAGUACCGUACCUUAUUGGAAUGGUGGCAGUUUUUUGUGUUCCCGAAUCCGUUCGCUGGCUGAACUUAAAAGGACGAACAAAAGAAGCUGAAGCCAUUUUACGUAAAGCUGCAAAAUACAACAAAAAAAUAUUACCUUCUGUCUCUUUAGAACCUGCUGAGUCGGAAGAAAAGCAUGGUAGAAAAGCUUCAUAUAUUGACCUGUUUAAAAGAUGGAAACUAGCUAAAUCGAUGUUGGCACAAGGGUUUAUAUGGUUCCAGUGUGGCAUGAGCACAUACGCUCUGACGUGGUCAUUCGCAAAUCUUAGUGGUGAUAUGUAUAAAACUAUAUACUUUCUCUUAUGGUGCAAAUCUUUGGACACCUUGUUGUCUGGUUUUUGUUACAGAAGAACUGUCGUUGGUUGCUUUAUCGUGGCUUGUAUUCCAAAAACAGAAAAACUUGCAGUGUAUAGAUUGGUGUUUGGGAUGACUGGUUUCUUCAUGAUCAGCAAUGUAUUUACUGUCAUGUACAUGUGGUCAUCUGAAAUCUAUCCAACUGUGUUGAGAACACAAGGUAUGGGUAUAAACAUUGUGACAAGCAGAUUGGGAGCUGCAACUUCUCCUUUCAUCAAAAUCUUAGACCAGUUUCAUCCAUCUGCACCCUUUAUCUUAAUGAGCUUGUGUGGUAUGGUAGCAACCGCUUUGUGUUUCAUGUUACCGGAAACAAAAGAUCGACAGACACGCGAAACGUUGCGUGACAUGUUAGAAGAUGCUGUCGAGCUGCGGACCAUGGCUGCUGUGGAUAUACGUGAAGAUUUGAGUGACGAUUCGGAAAUAGACUAUGAUGCAGAUAUAGAGGAAACUCAUGCUUUAAUACUUACAAAAGUAUAGUUACAUGUUAUUUUGCUUUAUAUAAGGAAUUACUUUUUGUCCCAUGAAGCAGGACCACUCACAGAUCAGAAGGUGCACGCUAAACGUCAAGCUUUAUUUAGCCUCACUUUACCCGUCCCAAUAAAUAUUAAAAUGUAAUGUCUACUGAAGAUAUUGACAUAAAUUAAAUAUGAAAUACAGUGAAUUCGUCCACAGGCAAACAGUUUAUAAUAUGUUUUGUUUCAGUAUCAUCAAUUCCUGAUAUCACAAGAACUCACAUAUUUUUCUAUUCUCUCUCAAAAAAAUUGUAUGCUUCGUAGUUUAAAGGGGUUGACGUUUAGCAUAUACCUUUCAAUUGGUGAGUCAUAUCUAACUGGAAUGGUGGAAGCAAGAAUCAAGGCUAGUCUUAGUUUACUUGUGUGAAACCAACAAUAGCCUUUUACUAACCUGUGAUGUCAGCUGUAUUUAUGAAGGUUCCGUUUAAUUUGACUGUAUUUUGCGCUACAGCCCAAUAAGUCCACAAUGAAAUUAGAGAUUUUUCCAAGUGUGCACGUGUUAACAAAAAAAAUUAUCAGCUUUUUUGCGCUAUCGAAGAAAAGGUAGUCAAAUGAAACGAACCUAAAGGAAGGCAGAUUUUUUAUCUUGUAUGUUUUUUUUAGAGUUUCAAUAUUUUCAUAUAUUUAUAUUUGCAUUUUUAUAUACAUGAAUACACACU